Nematolebias whitei (Rio pearlfish) is the source of this 1523-nucleotide messenger RNA. RefSeq names its product receptor-interacting serine-threonine kinase 3 (gene ripk3). The record is from RefSeq and is a predicted model, not a curated record. Gene Ontology annotation, molecular function: ATP binding; JUN kinase kinase kinase activity. The transcript has 12 exons. Lineage: Eukaryota; Metazoa; Chordata; Actinopteri; Cyprinodontiformes; Rivulidae. The coding region runs from base 1 to 1485 and encodes 494 amino acids. Gene Ontology annotation, biological process: protein phosphorylation.
AUGGCUCUGCUCAGCUGUCUGUCUCCUGUGGAGAUUGUAGCCUCUUCUCUGAAUGACUGGGAGGUGAUUGGUUCUGGUGGGUUUGGACAGAUUUACAAAGCCCGACACUGUCAGUGGUGCUGCGAUGUGGCAAUCAAACUUCUUCAUUACGAUGACGGAAACAGCUCCGCGUUGCUGCGUGAAAUCGACUUGAUGCGUAAAGGAAGCAGCCCUUAUGUGAUCCACGUCCACGGGGUUUUUAAAGGCCACUCGCCUUCUUCUGCGUCGUCAGUGCAGCUUGGGCUGGUCAUGGAGUUCAUGGAGAGAGGAUCCCUGGCCUCUUUGCAGCAAUCUUUAGGGGAACCUCCACACUUGUCUCUGGUCUUCAGACUGAUCCACCAGGUGGCUCUGGGUUUGAACUUCCUGCACAGUCUCUCUCCUGCUGUGCUGCACUUGGACCUGAAGCCCAGCAAUGUGCUACUGGACACCUCUCUCAACGCCAAGCUCACAGAUUUUGGCCUGGCCAGGAUUUCCCAGAGCGUCACUCGGGUGUCUAAGAAAGACAGCAAAGAGGAGGGAGGAACUCUCAGCUACAUGCCCCCGGAGGCUUUUGAAAUAUCCUACAGUCCCACUCGAGCCUCUGACAUCUACAGUUUUGGGAUCCUGCUGUGGUCCAUUGUCACUGGGAAACAACCAUAUGCAAAUGCAAUGUCCAGCAUAGUGAAGUUUCGCAUCCCACAGGGAGACCGUCCAUCUCUGGAUGAGAUCAGGUAUCAGGCUGCAGGGCGUGCAGGACUGGCAACAUUGAUGGAACUCAUGCAGAAGUGUUGGGACUCAAAGCCCGACAAACGGCCCACCUCGCAUAUGUGCACAACUGUGACAGAAGAACUGUACAAGAUGCACAAGCAUUCGAUUAACGAUGCUGUCCACGAUGUGCUGAAGAAACUGGACCGGAAUGAAGAAGAAAGUAUAACAGACCAGCUCGAAGGGCUUUCUAUUACUCAGACUGAAGUUAUUUAUGGUGUUCAGACACCAACCGUUUGGGAUAAUGUUCCAACAGGACCACGGCCAGUACAGGAAAUGGCCGGUUGUUGUAUUGCAAAUCAAAGAGACAAGUCAAGGAUCGAAGAGCACCCUACAAAUCUAUAUCAUGUUGACCAGCAGGUCAGCAGGUGCUCCUCCACAGAUUAUAGGAUGAAAGCAUCCUCUGUUCAUCCCAUCCAACCAUCACCAUCGUCUCUUUCACCCAAGAGGUCAUCCAAGGCAACCAAAAACACCCCGACGGCUUUUAAAGAACACCUGUCUUCACGGUACCAGCGUCAGAUGUCCAGCCCCGACACUUUCGCCAGCCGCCCUCCUUCUCCCAGUAGAGUCCAAAUGCACCUUUCCAAAGUGACUGGGUUUCAGAGUGGCAACAACAACACCAUGUACAUCUUCCCCACUGGCCCCUCAGAGAGGAAGCGGCACUCAACAGCACCACCGUCGUGUGACUUCCCACUUCACUAAGCAGAUUUGUCAAAUCUCUGAUUUUUCAUUUGGUUUCA